GGAUAAGCUUCGGGACCGAAAAGGGAAAGUAGGGUUAGGGUAACCGCGCACGGCCUUAGUCAUCGAUGCACCUUUGCUAAGCGAGAAAUCCUCAAAUUGACAUCGUCUCAUUCUGCCCGCGAACUCCCAGCCGAUCGUCAGCCAGCAACAAACGGAAAACCGCAACCAUGCAGAUUUUCGUCAAGACCCUGACGGGUAAGACCAUUACCCUCGAAGUCGAGUCGAGCGACACCAUCGACAACGUCAAGUCCAAGAUCCAGGACAAGGAGGGCAUCCCCCCUGACCAGCAGCGUCUGAUCUUCGCUGGCAAGCAGCUUGAGGAUGGCCGUACCCUGAGCGACUACAACAUCCAGAAGGUACGGAAUUACCCUAGGAAUUGGGAAGGAUCAGAUGGGAUAUAUGAUUGGAUGGGCAGUUUCCACGGUCGCAUGGGGUUUGAAACAACCGGACCUAUCGUGUUAUACCUGGGGAAACCGCAUCGUUAUCAUGAAAGAGACGGAAUUUCGGCGUCUAGAUCGGACGAUGUUUUACAUUGGAUUUGAGACCAUUGGCUGACCACUCCAAUAGGAGUCCACUCUCCACCUGGUGCUCCGCCUGCGUGGUGGUAUCAUCGAGCCCUCGCUCAAGGCCCUCGCCUCCAAGUACAACUGCGAGAAGAACAUCUGCCGCAAGUGCUACGCCCGUCUUCCCCCCCGUGCCACCAACUGCCGUAAGAAGAA
Messenger RNA from Aspergillus campestris IBT 28561, 719 nucleotides. RefSeq names its product ubiquitin-domain-containing protein. Gene Ontology annotation, molecular function: protein tag activity; ubiquitin protein ligase binding. Gene Ontology annotation, biological process: modification-dependent protein catabolic process; protein ubiquitination. The record is from RefSeq and is a predicted model, not a curated record. Lineage: Eukaryota; Fungi; Ascomycota; Eurotiomycetes; Eurotiales; Aspergillaceae. Gene Ontology annotation, cellular component: nucleus; cytoplasm. The transcript has 4 exons. The coding region runs from base 168 to 542 and encodes 124 amino acids.